CACCCAUGCGGCCGGCUCCGCUUCGCAUCUGGGGACGCUCGCAGCUCUCGGCGCCCGGCCCAGCUUCUUUCGAGAUGUCUACUGUUCACGAAAUUCUGUGUAAGCUCAGCUUGGAGGGUGAUCACUCCACGCCCCCCAGCGCAUAUGGGUCAGUCAAAGCGUACACCAACUUUGAUGCCGAGCGGGACGCUUUGAACAUUGAUACGGCCAUCAAGACCAAAGGUGUGGAUGAGGUCACCAUCGUCAACAUUUUGACCAACCGCAGCAAUGCACAGAGACAGGACAUCGCCUUCGCCUACCAGAGGAGGACUAAAAAGGAACUUGCAUCAGCACUGAAGUCAGCCUUAUCUGGCCACCUGGAGACGGUGAUUUUGGGCCUAUUGAAAACACCUGCUCAGUACGAUGCUAGCGAGCUGAAAGCGUCCAUGAAGGGGCUCGGAACCGAUGAGGACUCCCUCAUCGAGAUCAUCUGCUCAAGGACCAACCAGGAGCUGCAGGAGAUUAAGACAGUCUACAAGGAAAUGUACAAGACUGACUUGGAGAAGGACAUUGUAUCAGACACGUCCGGUGACUUCCGCAAGCUGAUGGUUGUCCUCGCGAAGGGUAAAAGAGCAGAGGAUGGCUCUGUCAUUGAUUAUGAACUAAUUGACCAGGAUGCCCAGGAUCUCUAUGAUGCUGGAGUGAAGAAGAGGGGCACCGACGUUCCCAAGUGGAUCAGCAUCAUGACCGAGCGGAGCGUGUGCCACCUCCAGAAAGUAUUUGAAAGGUACAAGAACUACAGCCCCUAUGACAUGUUGGAGAGCAUCAAGAAGGAAGUCAGAGGAGACCUGGAAAAUGCUUUCCUGAACCUGGUCCAGUGUAUCCAGAACAAGCCCCUGUAUUUUGCGGAUCGACUCUACGACUCCAUGAAGGGCAAGGGAACUCGUGAUAAGGUCCUCAUUAGGAUCAUGGUCUCCCGCAGUGAAGUGGACAUGUUGAAAAUUAGGUCUGAAUUCAAGAAAAAGUACGGCAAGUCCCUGUACUCCUGCAUCCAGCAAGACACCAAGGGUGACUACCAGAAAGCGCUGCUGUACCUGUGUGGCGGGGACGACUGAAGCCGAGACGGCCCGAGUGCCCAGCAGUGACGCUCCCUGUGCUUCCAGCUAACAGUUCUAGACAGUCAGCGCGUGACUAACGGCCCCGCCCCUGCCCCCCCAUCUUAGUGGCCCCCGUGUUGCAUAGCUUUCCUGGCUAGCCUCUCCUUUUAGCCAAAGACGUGAACAUUCCAGGGAGAUGGGAGUGAACUCCACGAUGUGCCUUUCUGUACUGUGUCAUCGAUAAAUAAACGGAACUUUUAUGUUAGAAGCAA
Molecule: messenger RNA, 1348 nt
Organism: Trichechus manatus latirostris (Florida manatee)
Lineage: Eukaryota; Metazoa; Chordata; Mammalia; Sirenia; Trichechidae
Gene: ANXA2
Product: annexin A2
Exons: 13
Coding region: 6-1094 (362 amino acids)
Cellular component (GO): vesicle; nucleus; plasma membrane
Molecular function (GO): calcium channel activity; cadherin binding involved in cell-cell adhesion; virion binding
Source: RefSeq, a predicted model, not a curated record